This is a messenger RNA of Paramuricea clavata, 11682 nucleotides long. The record is from the annotation of a GenBank genome assembly. NCBI's taxonomy places the organism in Eukaryota, Metazoa, Cnidaria, Anthozoa, Malacalcyonacea, Plexauridae.
AUGGCUUGGCAUAGCGAUGAAGCUGUUGAGAACAAUCUCAAAAAAUGCUAUGAAGUUGAUAUUGAUUGGGAUUUAGUCCAAAAAAAGCUGCAAGAUGUAAGUAUUCAUUGUUUUCUAACAAUACCUACGCAGCACAGUGGUUAUGUGUUUGUUUGAUAUUCUCCUCUAACUAUUGUUUAAACAUCUUUUUUUCCUUUAUUACAACAGCUUUGUGAAUUCUAGGGCAAAACCAUGAAGCAACGUAAAACUACUGUUUUACUUGGCAUCUUGUCUCUUGUUUCUUUCAUGCUGGGGCACGCAUCACUUCAUGUGAAAGAUGGUUGGGAAGAACCUAUUGUCUUGUGGAUGGCUGUCGUGCUCAAAACAGGUAUUUCGUUUUCAACGAUUCUUUAUUCCUUUAUUUGCUAACAUCGACAACGUUGUUUGCCUUGUUGGUCCUGUGUAAAACUCCACUUUCUGUAAUUUCUGUACUGAUUAAAACGCACAAUUUACUGGUGUUUUUAUGGGACACGUUGCUCCGCGACAAUAUUAUUUCCUAAUUCCUAAACUUUACCAAAAAUCACUUUCAUGACAUCUUCGUAUGGUUAAACUGCUGCCGAGCGAUUUCACAUUUUUGCCGCUGUUUGGUGACAGAACAAUUAUAUACCUUAUAUAGAAUAAGCUAUAUCACUAAACACUUGGCGUUUUCCAUCCGAUUCAUGCAGUAACUGCCCGACUAAAAAUUUAUAGAAGGAAAUAGUUGUUUUUAAACUUUCUUCUUAAUAAUGCAGGCCCAUGCAAGCAUACAUUAAGUGGGUGUAACGAUUCAUUAUUUAGCCGCACGGAGAGAUACCUCAUAUAAAUGAAUAGACCCCCGAAACAUUAGUAAAUGAAUGCUUUAUUCAUCGCGAGGUAGGGAAACAGUAGCCGAACGUUAACUCUCGGAAUGCCAUAAUUUGCUGCUAAAUAUUUCUCCCUUUAUAUUCCCUACAAAAAUUUUAAUCCAUUGUAUAUGGAUUGUAUGCAAAUUGGUAUACAAACGGUGCCAUUUUGUCGUUAAUUUGAAAAAUUUCUGGGAAUAAAAUGCCUGCAUCCUGACUGUUAAAUCAUGCAGCAAGUGUUUGCCAGUGUUUUCCAAAGCUAGUAUUCCAAAGGUCGCAGGUUCGAAUCCCACAUUCGCUUUGAAAUUUAAAGUGUUUGUGAUUGAAACUUAGCGAUGUCGAUUUGAAAUAUUUAACGAAGUAUUAGAAAUUAACAUCAUGAUUAUUUUAUCUAAACUCUAAAAAACAGUUUUGGCCGACUUAGAAUUUAGCAAGCGUCAUGUAUUUCGCGCCUGCAUGUACGCGCGAAAUUUCUGACCCGUCACGCUAGGUCAGGUAUUUAGCAGAGGUCAGGAAUUUCGCUUGACACCGGGCAUAUUUUUCAAGCUCGCCCGGUGUGGAUAACAGUCAGAGUAACAUAUCACAAACAUCAAAUAUAUUGUUACUGACGCAUAUUAUUCGCACACCACUAUAAAAAUAAUUCUAAGGCCAAGGUUAAAAAGCUGAAAAGCCAGCGCCAGCGGUCCAAAAUAAUUUAUCAUUAAUUGUGUUUCCUCAAUUUAAAUGAGCCACACAAUAUCGUAAACAGUAUUGUAAUAAGGUUUCGAACCUACGAACAAACUAUUAAUUUACAUAAAUAUUUACCACUAAUUCCACAUUACAACAGGCCAAGUGACGCAUUAUUUAACGUACUUAAACUAUGGCCUCUCAAUAAGUGCAAGUCAAGUAUACAGUAUAUGUCUCGCCGGAGACAGCUUCCACAGUUGCCAACGGAGAAUAAACCAGUCCAAACAGUUCUCAACGGAGAUAUAAAUUUCAACCUACAAGCUAACAUGCAUACCAAAACUAAUUAAAUAUUCUAAUGUUUUCUUUUGGCAGAAAAAAUCUAUACCCAUUCCCAAUUUCGCAAUUACAAACCUAUCUGAUCAAAACAAAUUCAUCGUUGUUUUAUUUGUCAACUUAUUUGUAUAGUGUUGAAUAAGAUGUUUAUACUUUUUAAUGCAACGAACUCGCAAUGUUUCACACUAUAUAAGCUACAUAGCGGUAGUACCCAUUCAAACUAUGAUUAGUCUAUGUAAUAAUUGAAGGAAACGCCAAUUGCAUGCAUAAUAAAAAUCAACACGUCCUAUUCCGACAGUAAAUGCCAACACACCUGGCAAACUCUAGCCUACGGUGUCUGCUGGGGUCUACGUACGGUACACCGUAGGCUAGGCAAACUCUUCUUAAGUUCAGUCUGUCCAAGAAGUGUUAUCUCAUGCGUUUUAAUUUUAGUUGCUUUGAAUCCAUUUAUGCUCAAGUUAUAAAUUAAUAAUGUCGAUUUCAUGUGGGUAUUCUGUAUGCGCCCUCGCUAUCCUGCUGCGUUCUUUGUUUCAAUUUGCUCCCCUUUUUAGUAUUAAACAAACAUAGCCCCAGAAAUCAGGAAAGUGAUAAGGCACUCAUGAAAGUGAGUCUCUUUUAAACCUUUUAGGCUAUAUACCGCUUGCUAAUAUAUUUUCCCUAUUAAAAAUUGUUUUCGUUUAUAUUAGAGGAGGGCCAGCCUUAAAGGCCAUUUUCCAUUGCAGUCGCUUUGCGCGCGCGGGCGGAGCGAGCAAUUUUAAUCAAGUGAAAAAUGCAAAGGUUAAUUAACUACAGACAAAGUUAAGUAAUGUCCGCUUCACCGCCUGCACGCCCUUGCUAACCCUUGCGCAACCUUUUCUUCCGCCCGCGCUUGAAACACAGAGACGACUGGGGACGAGUCAGCGCCCGUGCGGCCAAAGCGACAGCAAUAGAAAAUUGCCUUAAGCCGGUUUUCCACUAGCGACUUUUGUCGCGUGGAGCGAUCUUUGUCGGUAUCAUCUGUUACGUCAACAAGACGUGGCAAAAUGAUGCCGACAAAGGAAAAAGGUCGCUUCGCGCGAAAAAAUUCGCUAGUGGAAAACCGGCUUCACUAGGGUCAGGCAAGAUCUUGCUAUUGACGAGGCGACAUCUUGCCUUACUACAUGCAGGGCUGGAAACUUCCCAUCAAUAAACGCAGUAGGGAGGGCUGGCCUCCCUAGUAGUUAUCUCAUGCAUGUAAAUGCGGCGAAAAUCAGCCCUACUCAUUUUCCCCACAAAACUUUGAAAUAACGUACAGUGUGUCCCCAAAAAAGGCUACCCUUUGAAGUCAAGCGCUAGUGCCGCAUGUUCGAAUUUGAUUGCUUUAACUCCCUAAUAAGCCCUGGAAUGCGUAAAACGUUAUACUGUACGUAGUCAAUUAUAUUCAUGCAUUCCAUUCUGUGUUAUUUCAGCGGAACAAAUUUCAAUUAAUUUGCAAUGCAUGCAUAAAAAUGCUCUGCUAUAACGUUUUACGCAUUCCAGGGCUCAUUUGGGACACACUGUAUAGUGAUUGAAUUUCAAUGCCCGAUUACUUUGCUGAACCCACAAGCGGCAUAAAAGUUGGACAUAAGUAAAUUUUAUGCGUAAAUAAAACUACAGGGUGUCCCAAAAACCCCGAAAACUAUUGAAAUGUAUUGUUAGAAUUUGAAUGCCUCAGCACUCUGCUGAACCCACACGUGCAUCAAAGCUCGUAAGUAAAUUUUAUGCAUAAAGAACCGUUUAAGACGCUGUUUUAAAUUCCCAAGAGCAGAAAAUCGUGCGCUUGACAAAUAUAUUUUAAUUUCUUAAUAAGCAGCUUAGUGCUAGGGCAUUCAAAUUUUAACAAUACGUUAUUUCAAUGGUUUUGCGUUUUUUUGGCGCACACACUGUAUUUAAAUUCCCAAGAGCAGUUAAAUUGUGCGCUUUACAAAGUCAAACAUAUUUUAGUUCUUAAUAUAAGCACCCUGUCAAUAUUUUGCUGGGCAUUCAAAUCUAAACAAUACCUUAUUUCAAUAGUUUGGGAUUUUUUUUAAAACAUCCAUGUAUAGUAUAAUUGCUGAGAAAUAUGUCUAUCUGCAGCAUCUGUCUGGGAAAAUUGUUCAGUUUCAUAAUUAACACAUACAUUUAAGUUAAUUCUAGAACAAAAUAAGAAAUUACAUUAGUUCGUUUGCGACUGUAUGAUCGAAUAUUUGAUCAUAUCUUAGUCCUACUUUACAACUUUCAUGUGUGCCAUCAUGCAUGUGUGCCUCAUUUACACAGUAUACUAGCUGUACCCAAGUUGUAAGCAGGGUACAUGCGGCAGCAGUCUUAGUUUUUAUCAUGGAUUGUAAAAUAACUGGAUAGGAAACUUCCUGACGUCACAGUUUAAACCCAGUUGCGUCAUGCGUAUUGCCAAAGUUCUCUCAGUAUUUUUGUUGUUUCGCUAUAUUUUCUGCUUUAAAAUAUCAGAGUAAUAUUGCAUAAACUGGUCUAAUUGUUUUAAAAACAUGCCUAACACACGACCAAGUAUAUUCAAGGUAAAUGUUUUUCGUCUUUGUUUUGUAUUUUUUUACAUUUGUAACCACGAAAUUGGCGUCGCCAAUUUUAACGAAAUUAGCGAUGCAUUUUUCACUAUAAUAGUUUUCUUUCAUGUUAGUGGAAACACCGCGUAAAUUUGUUACUGUAUUUUUCACUGUUUAGUGCUUGAAAUAUUUCCUAAAAUUGACUGGGAAUACUUAGAUAUUUCAUCGUAGAAUGGCGUAGUUAUAUUUAUUUGCUCUUUCACUAAAAUGUUUAGCUGUAUUAUUGCUAAACAUGCCGUUUUUGAGAAUUUGGUUUGCAACUAGGUUUCGACAUCCAAUCACGUCAUCCAUCAGCCCAUUGAAAACAUUAGGUCACGUCAGCUACUUUCCUAUCCAUUUAUUUUAUAAUGCAUGGUUUUUAUAGACAACCGUUGUGCAGUGUCCUUCAUAGGCUAUAACCCUAAUAGAUUAUAACAAAUUUCAUUAGAAGCCAUUUUCGGCUCUUUUCAAGUAUUUACUUCAAAACAUCUUCUGAUACUCCAUAGUAUAUGGAGCGAAGGCAGUAAAACACUUUUCAGUACGAUUUAUUAGCAUGUAUAGUCCUCCGUAAAUUAGUAAAUUACUCGUUUUAGCUUAUUAAAGAGAUAGGAUACUUCUUUUCAAUCAUUUAGCCCUACCCUAUUUUACAUAUUUGUAGACUAUCAUCAUGACCAGAUUUUGUUAUCCAUUCAUGCGACCCUCUUAAUCAUAUAUCCAUGCAUGCCUAUAAGGCUAUAUGCCUAUAUAAGCAUACUGCAGUGUAUAUACAACAACACUUCCGUUUAUUCGCGACAAAUGCUUAGUCUUAAUAUUAAUAUAUCAUGUAAGGAUAUAUACUAUAUAGAAAAAGAGUUAUUCAACUGGCGAUAUUCUAGUAAUUUGCCAUUGCAAAUUAUUCAUUAACUUUAUACAUUUUACUUCUUCCUACCGGCCGAAAUAAACUUCUUUACCAUUUUUGUAAAGUUUCGUUCGAAAUCGCAUUUAAUUAGUCAUACAUUUCUAUUUAGCUACUAGGAAUGAAUCCACCUUAAACUUUGCGAAUAUAUUGAAGGCAACUGAGCCAUUCACUGAGAAGUAAUAAAGCAAAAGUUAAUCUUAUUACUUGUUACAUGUGUUGGAGAGUGUUACUGUUAUAGACACGGAAUUUCCCAGUACAUUCUGUAAAUAUUAAAAUACAGUAUAAAAAUAAUAUCUCAGUCAAACAAUGACAACGCUCAACAUUCGUUACGCCACUGGGUGGUCUGAUGCGGCAUAUAUACGGCGCAUACGCCGAGAAAGAAACAUUUUAUAAACUAUGCUAAAAAAUGUUGUGCGUAUUCCCACGUAUUGUUUAUACGAUAAGUAUACUCUAUCCACACACUGAAUACGCUAGAGGUACGCCAGAUGUACGGUACUCCCUAUACUCAUGCAUACGCGCUGGCAUUUCAAGAGAUUUUUCCAUAUGAAAAUUAUUUCAUUUAAUACAUUUCUCUCAUACGCAAUAGUGUGAGAAAAAUUUACGAAUGUGUGAAAUCAACUACCUCAUUUUCUUUGGAAACCUUAUUACUAUCAGACAACAUAUUCUGGUUAUAUACAACCUAUAAAUACCAAUGUAUAAAUACGAAUGGUCUUGCGAAGUACACUUUUAGUAUAGCCUAAGUUGAAAAUUAAUGACACAGCUAACUAAUACUCCAUUAAAAAUCAGAAAUAUAUAAUACAUAUACUUAGCUUCAAUUUUUAAAAUGUAUAUAAACAAGUACAGUAGUGCCUGAACACUGAAGACCUGUACGAAACAUCAGUUGCAAGUUGCCCCGAUUCUUUAAUUACUCUAUAUUUUAUUGAUCCCUCACUCGAUUUCAAUUUCCGCCAUAACACUAUAAAAAUGACUUCAAUUUCAAUUCAACUCGGGAUCAGUAAUGUUAUUAUAAGUCCAUUAAUGCAUGCAUUGGUUCCCAUUCACACCCUACAAUACUAUUACAUAUCUAUUUAUACGAAUCUUUAAAGACACCAUAUAAAUUACCAGUGGUAGUCUUUAUAAUUGUAACAGGGAAUGUAUUUUUUUAUGAACUUCAAGGUAGAUGCAAGUCAGCAUUACAUCGAUUUUUGGAAAAAUUGAUUAAAAAGGUGAGAGAUAAAGUUCGUUCAGAUGAUCUGCCUGAAGAUGUAUCAAAAAGUCAAAUUUUAAACCGCACAAUAAUUUUACCUCAUUGCACUUGGGACAAGUUUGGUGAAAUCAUGGCUAACAAUGGGGGAAGAAUUUAUGGACUAUUCGAUGAACUUGUAUCGUUUUUCUCGACAAUGAACAUGUAUUCCUCAUCGAAAGCUACUGUUCAAGACAACCGCGAAUACCAAGACUUCUUAAAAAUGUUCACUGGAAAGGCGAAAACUAGAGAAACAGGUGAGAAUAUUACUCGAGGCCAUAAGGGGACCUAAGUGCGGGGUGUUGAACGGCUAAAACACUUUACGAUGUAGGUGGCCGUGACAGUUGUGUUUAUAAAACCCUGGCCCUUUAUUUCCCUCAAAUUUUCAGACACAUCUUUUUCGGUACUUCUAUAUAUCUCCUAGACAAAGGUAUGGUCAUGAUAAUAUUAAAUCAUUUCUUUAGAAAUUGAUUGUUUUCAUAGUAAAUGAACACGAAAAUAUUUCCAUUCUAUUUCCAUAGAAUUUUUCCCUCUUUUGGUUUUAUAAUGUUGGACAGAAAUGACCUUCAUUGCCAACUACCCUGGCCUAUUAUUUUAAGAUUGCGUUAAACUUUGUUGUUGUUAAACUAUGCAGGGAUUUAUGGGUAUUUAAUUGAUUAUUUGUGCGAUAAAACUUAUACAACAAAUUUCAAACUAUAGUAUAUUUUAAAUUUGUACGUAUGACAGUAAACCUUCUAAUUCCAUAUUUGCCAAGUUUACCAUGUUGUAUAUGUCAUCCAUAUAAAUAUUACAUUAACAUAUUAAUUUUUUGUAAUUCAAUCAGUAUCCUUAUGAACAACUAUCUUUCCAAUAUAUAUAGUUACUGGCAAUGCGAACUUCAACAUGAACCAGACGUCCCUUCAACUACUUGGAUUUACGCAGCCUCAGUCAGCAUUACCAAUCAUCCACAAUGCCCAAAAUAACGCCAAGGGAUUCACAUCAAGGAUUUUAUGGUAUUUCCCCACUCCCAUUUACAGUCGCCUUGCUGAUCUUGAACUAUCAGCCGAAGAGAGACAAACUAUACAAGAGGGUGAAGAAACACUUGGUAAUAACUUUAACAUCCACUACCUGCAUGCAUUUAUUUUUUCUUGCAAACUUGCAAAUUACGUUUUCAAGUUCGAAAAUUUACCGCUCACACUUCGUAAAUUAAAUUACCCCACGUAAUGCAAAAUGACUGAAAAACGGCAAACUUCGUAAGGUUAUAUUAUCCGCAUUUUACAACAUUUCGCAACGAAAUUUUGGAAUAUUACUAAUUUUGUGAUGCUCUUUCAAGCUGUGAUCAAAUUUUUGUCACUACGCUUGUUGAGAUAAAAUUUUUGUCUAUUAUGCAAGUUGUCAAUCAGUCGGCGCGAACUUUGCUACAAAGGUCGCAAGUACAUUUCAAUAUUUUUACUACUAUAAACAAUGUCAAAUGUUCAUAGUUCAACUGUUCAAGUCGAAUUUUUUUUUACUUGAACAGUUGAACUAUGAACAUUUGACAUUCUUUGUGCAGGGAAUCGUCUACCAAGAAGGUUUGUAUUUCAUUCGAUUGAUUAUUAUUAUCAAGUAUCAACAUUUGUUAACAAACGAAGUUCAAACGUUCAAAUGUACUUGCGAACUUUGUUGCGAAGUUCUCGCUCAAUUUUAAAACUUGCACACGUAAUUUACAAGUUUGCAACGAACUUGGGACCCGCGUGUUGAAAAGUUACUAGAAAUCGACAAUAUUGCCUAUUGAUGUCCGGUAAUCAUCAUUUUAGUUUCUCUUCUUACUGAACUAUACUUGGCUGGUGAGAACACGUUUGAGAUUUCUGAAGUUGGUAAAAUUGUGGAUGUUAAAGUGAAAAGAAAAGAAUUUGUUCUCUCCAAAGAGGCUAAAGAACUUUUUGCACAAAUUCACGAUGACUGGGAAAUGAAUGUCUGCAAAAGAUUUGAUAAUGAUUCCUUAGUCAGUGGUUAGUAUUAUUACUGUUAGUAUUCUUGCCACUAAAAAUCAAUACAAUUAAUAGGUGAAUUUAAAUAAAAAUUUUGUAUGUGACUGUGUAGGGUUAUUUGCAAGAGGAAACUGCCACGUUGUGAGGCUAGCUGUACCUAUUCACAUCCUUUUCCAAUGUUUUUCGGGAAAUGAAAACAUGCCGGAUGAAGAAAUGACGUCUUUACAGGCUGAACAUAAACAGUCUGAUUCCGACGACGAAUCAUCGACACUUUCUGCCUCCCAAGAGGAACUAGCAACAGCAGAAGACCAAUCAGCAACAUCAUCUGAUGCCGACGAUGAACUACCAACUUCUGACGUUGAACACCCAGUCAUAAUUAAUGCACCUGCAAUCCGUGCUGCUCAUGCAGUGGUACAUACAUGUCUCCAUCACGUUUGUAUGAAAAUUAUUAAAUUUGUUUACUUUUCUUACUUUAAAUGCAAUAUAAAGUAUUCGUAAUACUAUAAUCAUCAUGCAAUAAGUGGAACAUAAAGAGAUGGUCAUAUAGAUGAGUAUCACGUCGUUAUGAAACAGGAAAUUGCAUCAUUGGUAUUGUACCCUUCAACAUAGGUGCUCAGCCUAUUCUCUCAGUGUUCAUUUUGUAUUAUCAAAACGUAUAAGCACAGUCAUGUGUAGUACCUAAUUUUCAUCCAUGUUAAACAAAAAUCAAUUAUAUGAUAAAGUGAAUUGAAUAACCCUUUUACCUUCAAGUCCUUGUAUAGUAUCGUGGAUAAAUAUAGAGCAUGCACAACUUCCAAAUACUAUAAUAUUGGACACGUAAUUUUGCAAUCACAACUGUGCGUUCCAUUUAGCCUAUUUUAAACCUAUAUGGACUGUUUUUAUGGCCCCGCUUGCCGAAACGUCUCGCCAAAUGACACAAAUAAUAUCGUGCAUUCAUAUGCAUUUUUUCACCUCGCUUCCCGACAUUAGAAUAUUACGGUUCAUUAUUAGUACCUGUAUACUUGUACGUUUCAGUCAUGCACUAAACACAUUUAAGCCCCAUAAACUAUAGGGAAAAAUUGGUGAAUUAAGAGGUAACAUCGGAAAUUUGGUAUCUUCACUUCAUCCUGCUGUAGAUAUGAAAUAUUUUUUAUUCUUUCUGUCUAUACAUGGUAUUCUCUAUCUUCUCUUCUCCAAGCAGACUAUCGUAUUAAUGCGAUGUAAAUAAUACUAAUAAAUAAUAAUAUUCCCAUUUAUGCGAUUUAUAGGCACAAUGAACAACAGGAGAAUACCAAACGACGAUGAUGGAGACAAACAACAUCAACCCGAAGACACCAUACCCACAGAAAUAGAUGACAAUGAAAGACGAGGUUGUAAGGUCAUCCUUUUGAGCCCUGGGCCACUCGUCUCCCUUAGCCGUCUUCUUUCGAAGUCCAAAUUAAGAGGAAUUAAAGUAAAAGAUGAAAGUGGUGCAGCUGCAGGAAAAUUACUUCUGCGAAAGCUUUCAAAGCUUGGACUUGGGCGUAUUCUCAGUUUUCGUGUGCGGCGAAACAAUUCAGUCGUAAGUAAUGGAUAUAUAAACUAUAUUUAAGGAGGCUCCCUACAGUUAUUAGUAGACUUUUAAGUUGAUUUAGUCAGACGUUAUUCUCAUGUGGUGCGCGUGGAAAAUUCGUAGGGGUUCUUUAAACAAGUCGGCUAAUAUCGAUACAUACGUAGUUGAAAUGUACUGUUCUUUCUGUUUUUGAUAUUUGCAAAAUAAUAUGUCAACCCGUGGGAAUGUCCCGCGGGAAAAUUGACAUCCUGAUUUUUUAUGACGUGAUAUACUCAAAUUUCCGUAAAAAGAACUGUAUUUUUCUCGUGUUUCCUUCGCUGCAUGAAAACGUUUUAAACUCUGUGCACUGUACAGCAAUCACACAAUGCAUAAAAUAUGCGAGUUUACAGAAAGUCGUAUAGGAGCCCAUUUUUUAAUCUUUAAAACACGGUUUUUCGAAAAUUAAAAAAGUGGCUCCAACAACUUUUUAAUUAAAAAAGUCUUAUUUGAAAUAACUACACAUUACCUUCAAUAAAAACGUUUCACCCAAAUAAAUUUCAAAAAUGAAAGAUAGAAAUUAAAUUUUUUUCCACCGCAGAAAUUUCGACAAAUCCUUCGAAAUCCGCAGAAACUUCGACAUCUCCUUAAAAUAUACUUAACGUUCGGGUUUCGCUGUAGGAUAUAAUUGUAAUUUAUUUACUACAGGCUGUGUGGUUAACUUAAAUAAAGCAAUUGUUUUAUGCAUACACCAAUGAAGUACCCUGAGUGAAAGAGGUCACCUCUAAAACACAGAGUAGUUUAAUAUAAACGUUAACUUCCUGCAUUUAAACAAACUGUUACUUUCCAUUUCUCAAGGUUCAAUUCCUCGAAAAGAGCACUAUUCCGCAGGACAUGACAAGCAAGUACCAAUUUGGGAAUAUACUGGCAAACGUCGGAAUUUCCUUAGCGAAGUACGAAGAAAUGUUUCAGGCUGAUAAUGAAGAGAGGUUUGUUCUCAAUCGUUAUCGUUUCUAGGAUGUGCACGAAAGGCUUAAACUAACCCGUACAUACUUAUAUGAAAUUUAAAACAAUUUCCGAUUGUUUGUGGCAAUAAAAGAAAAUAGAUCAUGCUACAGAUACCGUCUUUCUAUGAAAAGGCUUUGUAAGAAGAUGCAUGACCUAUACUAGUUACAAAACUACCGUUUACCUUUUUCACUCUACAGUGUCAAAUAAUUGUUUCCCCUUAAUUGUACCUUAACCCACUAAGUGGAAAAGCUCGUCACGAGCAAAAUUGUCUGCCGUAGAGUAAAAUAAUAGGGCGUUUUCUUAGCCUUUCAGCUUAAUCCUGCAUCACCGAACGCAUCGCAUACAAUUAUAACUAUGCGUCCCAUUUUAUGGUUGUGUAAAUGUCAAAUACACUACCACAAAAUGUAACGCUUGCAAAGUUUACUUCAAAAUUUAAUUGCACAAUUACGCUUUUUUUCUAGCAACCAACAUUUGUCAGAUUUCAAAAAUAGAGGGACAGUUAUUGGCGACAGGAGAGAGGAGCCUGACCCAAGCGAUUCUCCAUCUUCACCAAGCAAGACUAUUUGUGUGGAAGUCGACAUUCACAAAGAAAAAUAGAAAUCGUCUAUACAUCCAAUCUCGUUCCCCGAGCCUGCGAUCUUCGGGAACUGAGGAACGCGAGGCUCUGGGAUAAUCCGUUUCAGGGAGGAAUCUGAUUGGCCGUUG